This is a messenger RNA of Lathyrus oleraceus (garden pea), 1485 nucleotides long. RefSeq lists its product as uncharacterized. Gene Ontology annotation, molecular function: zinc ion binding; nucleic acid binding. The transcript is spliced from 6 exons. The record is from RefSeq and is a predicted model, not a curated record. NCBI's taxonomy places the organism in Eukaryota, Viridiplantae, Streptophyta, Magnoliopsida, Fabales, Fabaceae. The coding region runs from base 1 to 1485 and encodes 494 amino acids.
AUGCAAAAGAUAUUCACACAUCUUAUUAACCGGUUGAAUUCUCUAGGUAAGCCUAUUUCCAACAACAUUGCUACUAAUAAGGUUUUGAGAAGCCUUAAUAGGGAAUGGAAACCCAAGGUCGUCGCUAUUAAAGAGGCGAAUGAUCUUAAAGUACUUGAUUUCACUACUUUGUUUGACAAAUUGGAAGAACAUAAGCAAGAACUCAUUUGCUUGGAAAAACAUGAAAAAAGAGAAGAAUCGAGUCAAGCACUCUUAAAGGAAUUCAAGUCCUCAAAAGAUGAUGAGAAUAGGAAAGGUAAAUUUAGAAGCUCUUGUUAUAGUUAUGGUGAAGUUGGUCACUAUAGACCGGAAUGUCCCAUGAUUAAGAAAGACAAGAAGAAAGGGCAUGCCAAGAAGUUUAGAAGAACAUAUGUUGCUUAUGAGAAUGCAAGUGAUUACUCAAUUGAUGAAAGCUCUACUUCGAGUGUUGAAUUUGCCCGAAUUUGUCUUAUGGAAAAUGGAAGGAAGAAGAAAAAUGUAAGUCCUUCUAAACUUAAGCUUACUAGUGAUUUAUCUUAUUUUAAACUACAAGAUACUUUUGAUAAUCUUCAUAGAGAGGCAUUAAAUGCUUUUAAGAAGUUAGCUUCACAUGAAAAUAUAUUUUUACAAUUAGAAGUUAAGGUCUUAGAAUCAGAAAAGAAAUUGGAAGUAAUUAAUCUAUCUAUGCUAGAUGUUCAAAAGGACAAGAUAGAGGAUGAAAAAACUUCUAGGUUUGGUUGUGAAUCUUGUCAUUAUUGGCAAGAAGAGAUAAAUGUUCUUCAAGUCAAAUUAGACAAUGCCUUACAACCAAAGAUUUCAUUUUCAAUUUAUCCAUCUACGUUUGGAAGGUCUUUGAACCAUUCACACAAAAAGCAUAAAAAUUUCAAAAAGGGUUCAAAUGGCAAAAGCACAUCUCAUCAUAACCUAUCUUAUCAUUAUUGUUGCCAGAAGGGUCAUACUAUUGAAAAGUGUAAAUUUAGAAAAGUUUUUGUUCCUAAAGGAGUUUCUCAAUGGUUGCCUAAAUGCAACCUUGAUUUCACUCACUCCCAAGGACACAAUGAAAUUUGGGAUAAUCUUGGCAAGUUCGAUUCGAAAUCCGAUGAGGGUAUCUUCCUCGGAUACUCACAAUCUAGUAAAGCUUAUAGGGCUUAUAAAAAAGGUGUAUCUUCACAAGAUAUUCUCAAGGAACCCGAUGAUGGAAUUGAUCAAGCUAAAACGAUGGAAAAUGAGAGAGUUGAAGACGACAAUUGUGAAGAGGAGAAGGUGGAAAGUCCAACUGCUGUGGAUGACAUUCCUUUUACUUGGAAACAAUUCAAAGAUCAUCCUAUUGAUAACAUACUUGGAGACAUCACCAAAGGCAUGACAAAACGCUCCAAGAUAAUAUUUGAAAAAUUACAGAAUUAUGAUAUACAGUACUUAGUUUGUAAAAUCAGUUUCAGUGAUCUUGAACAUUGUAGUACUAUAUAG